AUGUCUGUCCCAACCUUAUCGAAUAAGCCAGAAAACAUCGACCUGCUUGUAUUGCCGCCCGGAGAAAAAAAAGUCAGUUGCGAAAUAUCGGAGAAAGGAGACUGCAAUAUAUUUACCAUAAAACUGGAGGACCACACCAUAGGAAAUUUGAUAAAGCAGGCACUUUGCCAAGACCCCCAGGUCACGUUCGCAGCAUAUAGACAACCGCAUCCUCUGCAAAACACGAUCGAAAUAACCAUCAAGCCGAAGGGCUAUGCGGGGGUUAAGUUGCUUUCAGAUAAUGUGAACAGUUUGCUGUCCGAUGUGUCCCAGCUGAGGGAAACGUUUAAGGUAAUCAAGAUAAACGGAAGGAAAAAAAAGAAGGUCAAAAAGGUCCAACGGUACAAGGACAAGAGUGUGUAUUACGCAGACGAGUGA
Molecule: messenger RNA, 417 nt
Organism: Plasmodium coatneyi
Lineage: Eukaryota; Apicomplexa; Aconoidasida; Haemosporida; Plasmodiidae
Product: DNA-directed RNA polymerase 2
Exons: 4
Coding region: 1-417 (138 amino acids)
Biological process (GO): transcription by RNA polymerase II
Cellular component (GO): RNA polymerase I complex; RNA polymerase II, core complex; RNA polymerase III complex
Molecular function (GO): protein dimerization activity; DNA binding
Source: RefSeq, a predicted model, not a curated record